CUGCACUGCAGAUAGAUGGAUAAAGAGGAUCGGUUCGAUUUUGUGAGACGUUGUCGGAUUUCAAAUCUCCUAAUUCGCCUGAAUUUGGGAAUUCCGUUCACGUCCGGCCUAGGGCGCUGUUAAUUAGAAUCGGAAUUUGGGAAGUUUGUGUUGUGGGGGAGGAAGAAGGGAUUGAUUUCAAACUUUUUUCGUUUGAUUUGACGGAAUUUUUGGUGGGUUCCGACUGCGUCGGGUGAGGGGUAGGAAUAUUCGGUCUCUGUUUCAAUUUUUUGGUUGGAGAGGUAGUAAGCGGAGGGUCUGGGACAAUUUCUAGGGUUUUUGUGCCCGUUUUCCUGUUGAAUUGUGGUUUGUAUGUUUAUGAAGUCGAAAUUUUUGAAAUUGGGGUUGAUUGGGCGGUUUCGAGUUCGGUGAUGUUUACGCCUCAGAGGGUGAGGUCUGGUUGGCCUCUAACGCCCAAGACAGGGGGCCAGAAGGGUGGAGCCGGGUCUGCCGCGAAUCCGAGCUCUGUUACUCCUAGUUUGAGCCGCAGAGGGGAUGGGAUCAAGGGUAAGAGUGUGACGCCUCUUUCGGAUUCGUUAGUUGAAAACAGGGCAGAAAUGUUUGUGGGGUCGGCGGAGGCGGCGGCCUUGGACCAAGAGGGGUUGGCUGAAAAGAUCUCUAAACUUGAAAACGAGCUUUUCGAGUACCAGUACAACAUGGGGCUUCUCUUGAUUGAGAAAAAAGAUUGGACCUCAAAAUAUGAAGAACUUAGUCAAGGAUUGGUUGAAGCAAAGGACACCCUAAAAAGAGAACAAAUGGCCCAUAUGAUUGCAAUAUCUGACUCUGAGAAGCGAGAGGAAAAUUUAAAGAAGGCAUUGGGUGUUGAGAAGGAGUGCGUUCUUGAUCUGGAGAAGGCUCUACGUGAGAUGCGUGCAGAAAAUGCUGAAAUUAAGUUUACAGGUGACUCAAAGUUAGCUGAAGCUAAUGCUUUAGUAACUAGUAUUGAAGAGAAAUCUUUGGAAGUGGAGGCAAAACUGCGUGCUGCUGAUGCAAAACUUGCUGAGGUGAGCAGAAAGAAUUCAGAGGUGGAGAGGAAGCUACAAGAUCUAGAGGCUCGAGAAGGUGCACUUAGGAGGGAUCGUCUAUCCUUCAAUGCAGAACGGGAAGCCCACGAGGCCACGUUGGCUAAGCAACGUGAUGACUUGCGGGAAUGGGAAAAACAGUUGCAAGAUGCAGAAGAGAGGCUUGCUAAGGGUCAAACAAUUAUUAAUCAGCGAGAGGAGAGGGCAAAUGAGAAUGACAGGAUGGUGAAACAGAAAGAGAAAGAUCUUGAAGAGAUUCAGAAGAAAAUUGACUCUGCUAUUUUAGAUCUGAAAAGGAAAGAAGAAGAUAUAAGUAGUAGGCUAGCUGCCAUAGCUUUGAAAGAGCAGGAAUCUGAUGCUUUGAAAGUUACCUUAGAGAUGAAAGAGAAGGAGUUACUUGCGUUAGAGGAAAAGCUCAGCGCUCGUGAAAGGGUUGAGAUUCAAAAGCUUCUUGAUGAACACAAUGCCAUUCUAGAUGGGAAGAAGGUUGAAUUUGAGCUGGAAAUUGAACAAAAGAGAAAAUCUUUGGAUGAAGAAUUGAAAAUCAAAGCAGCUGAAGUGGAGAAAAAGGAAGCUGAAAUCAAGCACAUGGAGGAAAAGGUUGGGAAAAGAGAGCAGGCACUGGAAAAGAGAACAGAGAAGUUGAAGGACAAAGAGGCAGACUAUGAUACAAAAUUUAAAGCUUUGAAACAAAGAGAAAAGUCUGUGAGAUCUGAGGAGAAGAAUAUUGAGGCUGAGAGGAAACAAUUGCUCACUGAUAAAGAGGAUCUGAUCAGUCUGAAGGCUGAAGUGGAGAAGAUUAGGGCUGAGAAUGAAGCACAACUGUUGAAAUUACGUGAAGAGAGGAAUAGUCUUGAAGUGAGUGAGUCAGAAAGGUCUGAUUUUCAUCGUUUACAAUCAGAACUAAAACAAGAGAUAGAGAACUACAGGGGUCAGAAAGAACUACUGCUGAAGGAAGCAGAAGAUUUGAAGCAGCAGAGAGAGACUUUUGAGAGAGAAUGGGAAGAUCUCGAUGAUAAAAGAGCUCAGGUUGAGAAAGAGCAGAAGGCUCUUAUGCUGCAAAAGGAAGAAUUUGAAAAAAGGACGUUUUCUGAGGAGGAAAGGUUGAAAAAUGAGAGAUUAGCAACCGAAAAUUAUAUUCGUAGAGAGCAGGAAGAUUUAAAGUUAGUCAAGGAAUCCUUUGCAGCUAGUAUGGAGCAUGAGAAAUCAGCGAUUGCUGAAAAAGCUCAAAGUGAAAGAAGUCAAAUGCUUCAUGAUUUUGAACUACAAAAACGAGAGCUUGAAUCUGCCAUGCAGAAUAGGGUGGACGAAAUGGAAAGAGAAUUUCGUGAGAAGGAGAAACUGUUUAAGGAAGAGCAGGAGAGAGAAUUGGAGAAUAUUAAUUACUUAAGAGAUAUUGCCAGAAAGGAAAUGGAUGAUCUGAAACUUGAGAGACUUAAAACAGAGAAAGAAAGGCAGGAAGCUGAAGCUAAUAAAGAACAUUUAGAAAGGCAGGGGAUUGAAAUACGUAAGGACAUCGAAGAGCUUCUCGAACUUAGCAAUAAGUUGAAAGACCAGAGAGAACGASUUGUUAGGGAGAGAGAUCGCUUUAUUUCAUUUGUUGACAAACACAGGUCCUGCAAGAACUGUGGUGAAAUAGCAUCUGAGUUUGUGCUUUCAGAUUUACAUCACUUAGAUGGUAUUGAGAAUGCUGGUGUCCUUAAUCUGCCUGAUAGAUAUUUAGAAUUUCAAGGCCUCCAGCGGAAUGGUGAACUGACUCCAGGUGUAGCUGGUCCAAAAUCUCCCAUUUCUGGUGGAACCAUUUCUUGGCUUCGUAAAUGCACCUCUAAGAUUUUUAAGUUCUCCCCAGGUAAAAAGAUUACCUCUCCUGCAUUUGAAGAAGUGGAUGGUGAGGCAUCGAUAUUAGAUAAACAUGAUAAUAGGGCAGAACCAUCUAAGAGAAUUUCUGCAGUUGAAGAUGAGGCAGAGUUAUCUCUUGCAAUUGCCAGUGAUUCCCUCGAUGACAAGAGAAUUCAGUCUGAUAUAAGUGGCAGGGAGGUAGAACCGAGCCAGAACCUUUCAACUGAUGAUCAGAGCAACAUCAAUAGUAAGGCACCAGAAGUGCCAGUUGACUCUCAACCUUCUGAUCUAAGGGGAAAUCAGCGGGGAUUACGUCCCAGGAAGGGAAAAACUAAAAUCAGUAGGACUCGGUCUGUGCUGGCAGUUGUUGAAGAUGCUAAGGCUAUAAUUGGGGAACUUCCGCAAACUCAUCAAGUUGAGUAUCCAAAUGGGAAUGCUGAGGAUUCUAGUCAGCUGAAUAAUGAGAGCCGGGAUGAAUCUAGUCUUGCCGACAAAGGCACACAAAGGACUGUACGGAAGAGGACACGUGCAAAUUCAUCUAAAUUCAUGGGUGAGAAUGAUGACGAUGACAGUGAGGUGCGCUCUGGCAGUGUUGUGGAAGGUCAACCACGGAAAAGGCGGCAGAGGGCUGUCCGAGCUGUGCAAACUCCCGAAAAAAGAUACAAUCUACGGCCAUCUAAAGUUGGAGCUGCUGCUAAAGGCCCUUCUCAAGUCAGUAAAGAAAUUGGAGAAGAUGCUCCGGUUAAACGUACAGAGGAAGAUGCACACUAUUCAAAAGCACUUCCUACACCUUCAAUGGGGGUUACUAGCGACAAUGCUGGAAGCGCCCAUCUUGUAAGGUGUCGCACAGUUGGAGAUAAUCAAGAUGAUGGGAUUGCUGGCACGUCAAAGAACUCAAUUGAUAUUGUAUCGGUAAGCGAAGAAGUGAAUGGGACACCAGAAGUUGCAGGCAAGUAUGGGAAUCGAGGUGAAUACAAAAGUGAAUCUUGUGAGGUAGUUGGAGAUGAAGAUGGAGACGAUGACGAUGACGAUGAAGAGGCAGAACAUCCAGGUGAAGCUUCAAUAGGGAAGAAGCUCUGGACCUUUUUCACAACAUAACCAUAUGAAAUCUUCUCAAUAUGUUGACUGUUAAUGGUCGUUAAGUGGGUCUCAACUUGUGUAGGAUGAUUGAUUGCUGGUAGAAGAAGGUUUAGAAGAAAGAUGUGUAUCAAGAAUUCAAAUGUAGUUAGAACUACGAAUUGUUCAGGCUUAGGGGGAUUUGCUUUUUGUUUCCCCUCUUUUCUUCUUAGGAUUCAGCCAUUUUAUAUAUGUAUUUUUUUAUGACAGUCCUUAGCUAGAUAUUUGACCCUGGAUUCUCGGCUGGCUACCCACCGAAAUUUGUUUGUAUCAAAAUGUUUGCCACUCUCCUUAGUUCUUGAAUGAUUGUUUUAACUCAUUGAUUAGUUCUUGAAUGAUUGUUUUAA
Momordica charantia (bitter melon) is the source of this 4363-nucleotide messenger RNA. RefSeq names its product little nuclei1 (gene LINC1). Gene Ontology annotation, cellular component: nucleus. Gene Ontology annotation, biological process: nucleus organization. Lineage: Eukaryota; Viridiplantae; Streptophyta; Magnoliopsida; Cucurbitales; Cucurbitaceae. The record is from RefSeq and is a predicted model, not a curated record.